This is a messenger RNA of Episyrphus balteatus (marmalade hoverfly), 1868 nucleotides long. RefSeq names its product CDK5 and ABL1 enzyme substrate 1. The transcript has 8 exons. The coding region runs from base 147 to 1799 and encodes 550 amino acids. The record is from RefSeq and is a predicted model, not a curated record. NCBI's taxonomy places the organism in Eukaryota, Metazoa, Arthropoda, Insecta, Diptera, Syrphidae. Gene Ontology annotation, biological process: regulation of cell cycle.
CACUGAAAUCCGUGAAAAUAAUCAAAUAUAAUCGAAUAUAAGCAAGCACAAAUAAAAAUAUUUGCUAUUAUACGCAUAAGGAAGACACAUUUUUUUAACAAUUUAUUCUCAGUAAUAUAAAGGUUAGAAGUUUUUAAUCACAUCCAAUGACAAGUUCUGUAGAUAAAACGAGAUACAGGCGCAGACUUGCUGCUAUUUCAUUUUUAUCAAAUAUUUCCCUUGAUGGAACACAACGCGAUAUACGUAUUGGAUCUAAUAUCUGCGCUUUGCAUAAUGGAUCUUCCUCCGCAGGAAAAGUUGAGUUUUGCACGCUUGAAACUUCACGAUUCAAAGCGUCGGAAAGCCAUAAUAAUAAUAAUAAUACGCAAGAGAAUGAAUCUAAAAAUUUGAUAAUUCAGUUGAUUGCAGUUCAACCGGAAAAAGGAAAAGUAAAAAUGCUUUUUGGCAAAAGUUCUGAAGGCUUAUCGGAGAGUAGUGAUUCGGAUAGUGUUAAAAUGCCGACGAAAGUUCCAUCUGCAGUACAUUAUCGAGAAAGAACGUUUAGCUGUGGCGCUGGGGAAACAUGUUUCCUUACAGAAAGACGAGCACGUUUAAAUACAGCACCACUUAGAUGCAGUAUACCUAGUAACGGAAACAGACGAACCCUUACAAAUUGUUCCAGUAUAAGCCAAGUUACUGAUGAUAGUAGUACCGAAAGCCUCGCUCCAGGAGGUCGUAUAAAUAGUGUACAAAUACCAUAUGCAAAUGAUUUAAAAAUUUUAAAAACAUAUACUCAUCAAAAACAUUCAUUCAAAGAUGAACGAGUCAUAAUUGUAUCGCGUAAAGUACCUUUUUUUGUAUUCUCAGCGCUGCCUUACCACAGAGAAAAAAAUGGAAGAAUUGAAGUACGAAAGGAUGGACGUCGAAAUAAUACAUCUGCUUCGAGGCCUCUAUCAGCUAUAAAUGACGUACCAUUUGAUCCAUUUGACCUGUUAGGAAUCGAAAAGGGCGAACACGGUCAGGAAAUAUCAUAUGGACAUCUUUUGGUUCCUUCCCGACAGUAUAACAAAGAAAGUAAAAAAAUACCAACAAAUAUAAUUGCUGCUAACCUUGAAAACAGCGUAGAAAUUACAAACACUCAUGCACUCAAAAACCAUGGAAUCGCAAGGUGCUAUACUUUUGAAAAUCACACGAACAACCGAAACAACGCAUCAAGUCCAACGCCUGAAGUAAAAUUUUUUGAUUUGGAUGAUACCUUAGAAACAGCGCGAAUUUUUCAGCUUCAACAUUAUUCAGCAAAUAUUUUAGACGAUCCUGAGUUGAUAGCUGGCAAACAUAGGACAUUGCUUACCUUUACUUCAUACAUGACAUCUGUCAUUGAUUACGUACGACCAUCAGAUUUGAAGAAAGAACUCAACGAUAAAUUCAAGGAAAAAUUUCCACAUAUCCAGCUGACCUUGAGUAAACUAAGAAGUAUCAAGCGAGAAAUGCGCCGCAUUAACAAGCUCGACCCGAGAAUUGACCUUGUGACUGUAUCCCAAGCGUAUGUAUAUUUUGAAAAGUUGAUUCUAUCAAAUUUAAUAAACAAAAAUAAUCGUAAGCUAACUGCAGGAGCAUGUUUGCUCUUGAGUGCUAAAAUGAACGAUGUUAAGGGCGAAUUACUUAAAAGUCUUAUAGAGAAAACUGAAAACGUUUUUAGAUUGAGCCACAAGGAACUUAUUGCAUCAGAAUUUGCUGUUCUUGUUGCCCUUGAAUUUAGUUUACAUGUUCCCAAUAAUGAGAUUUUGCCGCACUACCAAAGGCUUCUAUAUGAUUCAUAAAAACUACUAUUAUAAUAAAUAAGAAGUAACACAAAUGUAAAUUUUUCAAUAAACUAUAGCUUAGAUAUA